This is a messenger RNA of Aspergillus sclerotioniger CBS 115572, 650 nucleotides long. RefSeq lists its product as uncharacterized. The record is from RefSeq and is a predicted model, not a curated record. The annotation marks the transcript as partial. The transcript has a single exon. Lineage: Eukaryota; Fungi; Ascomycota; Eurotiomycetes; Eurotiales; Aspergillaceae.
CUCAAACAAAUCAUUAAAAACCCCUCCCCAAACACAGCCCUCUUCAAAAGAUCCCCCGCCACAAGCCGUCCAUCCGGCGAAUCCCUCCCCAUCUCCUCCCUCGCCUUCCGUUCCAAAUCCACCGUCCUCACCACCCUCAUCUCCACCCUCCACCCCAAAACCACCAACAACUCUCUCUGCGAAACAACACCCUCAUGCACCCUAACAGGGAUAUUCUCCGUCUGUGCUAGAUUCCUAACAAUCCACACCACGGCCUGCCCCACACCCCGGGUAGUAGUGGUACUAAACUUCCCAUCCCCAUCAUCGUACAACGGAGUCACACGGCCCGACAAAUCCAACAAUAGCUCCGUCUUCAAUCCAAAGUCUAGCCACGGCCUAGUGAAGAGUAAUGUGUAUGUGAGUCCCGAACGGUGUGCAACGUCGCGUAGAUGGUCCUGGAUGGUUAUUUUGUCUAUGAAGAUGGGGAGGGUUGAGGUAGCUGGGUGGGUCGUGUCGCAGCCGAAUUCGGACGGGAUUUAGCGUUUUACUCCUGCGGUUGAGGCGGCGUCGAUUAGGCGGAUGUGGGUGGUUAUGGGCACCGGGCUGACGGGUAGGGUGUUGAUUAUGAUGGAGUGGCCGGUUAGGGCUGUUUUGAGGGAGGGGAGGGAUUG